AUGAAGCUAUGGUCAACUAAAAAUAAAAAUUAUCAAAUAUUAUCAAAACGUGUUGAAUUAGAUAUGCCUCCAAAAAUUAUUGAUAAAGUUAAUUUUUCUUUUAAAAUUGAUGAAUCAAUUAUAAGUCAAGAUGAAGCGCAAGCCAUGUAUAAUCAAAUGCAUCAAAUUACGAAAGAUUUUCGUACUCAAGCAAUGACAUUAUGUGUUCAAUCAGCUGCUCGAGAAAAUGAAAUCUUAUCAAAUGAAAUUAAAGGUAUUAUUGAAAGAUUUCCACAAGAGAAUGAUGAUGGAUUUGAUGCUGAACCUGUCUAUGCAGCUUUUAAACAAUAUUAUGAAUUACGAGAGAAAAGAAUGAAAUUAGAAGUUGAACAAUCGCUUUAUUUUCUAUUCGAACAGCGAGUCGAGGGCGAAAUCAACAAUCCAGAAGAAGAAAUAAUCGCUCCGACUCUAAUACGUUCUCCGGGCGAGGAUUUCUUGCUCCAGCAAUAA
This is a messenger RNA of Rotaria sordida, 489 nucleotides long. Lineage: Eukaryota; Metazoa; Rotifera; Eurotatoria; Philodinida; Philodinidae. The record is from the annotation of a GenBank genome assembly.